Messenger RNA from Malus domestica (apple), 1039 nucleotides. The record is from RefSeq and is a predicted model, not a curated record. Lineage: Eukaryota; Viridiplantae; Streptophyta; Magnoliopsida; Rosales; Rosaceae.
AGCUUGAACUGGACAUGUUUUUACCAUUCAACACCUUCCAUAUUGCAGAUUUGGGUUGUUCGGUUGGGCCUAAUACAUUUUUUUCUGUUGAAAAUAUACUUGAAGCUGUGAAAUUUGAGUAUCAAAGCGGAGGGCCGAGUUCUGAAGUCCCCAAAUUUCAAGUUUUCUUCAGUGAUAAAACCCUAAAUGAUUUUAACAUACUCUUCAAUUACCUCCCUCAGAACAGGAACUAUUAUGCAGCGGGUGUGCCAGGUUCUUUCCACGGUCGCUUGUUUCCCAAGGCUUCCAUUAACUUUUUUCACUCUUCAUUAGCCCUUCAUUGGCUUUCUAGGGUACCAAAAGAUGUAAUGGACAAAAACAGUCGUGCUUGGAAUAAAGGACGAAUCCACUACUCAAAUAACCAAGACGAAGUAUUGAAGGCAUAUCAAUCUCAAUAUGCUGAGGACAUGGAUUGUUUCCUCCGUGCCAGAGCACUUGAGACUGUGCAUCGAGGAUUGAUUGUGCUUAACCUAUUAGGACUCCCCAAUGAUAUCCCUCAGUCUCAUCACUUAAUUGGAAAUUUGGCUAUUGACAUUUUAGGAUCUUGCCUUGUGGAGAUGGCUAGGAAGGGGGUAAUUAGUGAAGAAAAAGUGGAUUCAUUUAACAUGCCUUGCUAUUUCGCAUCUCCCCAAGAACUGGAAAUCAUUGUGGAACGAAAUGGAUGUUUUAGCACAGAGAUAUUGGAAGCCUUACCACAGCAUGUCUCGAAACAUGGCACUCCCAGUGCUCCAACUUUUAGAGCUAUCACAGAGGGACUCAUCACGCAACAAUUUGGAGAAGAAAUCUUAGGUGUUCUCUUCAGCUUGUAUCAGCAGAAACUUGAAGAGCAAAUCUCAAUAGCUGAGUCAAAGAAGUCAGCUGUCAUUUUUGUUGUGCUUAAACGCAAGACAAAUUGAUUUGAACAUGCAUUGUUUUAUUCUUGAAAGCGCUUUCAGUUAUUUUAAACACAUGUCUAAACGAGCUCUUAAUCAUUUGGUAUUGAAGAGUAGAUUUUAAGUGA